AUGGAUAAUGUUGUAGAGGAUGAUAAUGAUGAUGAUGAUGAAGAUGAUGAUGAUGUAGAGAAUAUGGAUAGUGGUGAUGACCAAACUGGUUAUGAUAAUGAUGAUCUACUCUUUGGUUUUAAGCAUGGUAAAGAUGUAAGGUUAAGCACUGAAUACCUUGAUGCUUUCUCUGAUAACAUCAAUGAUGUUGCAGAAACUGCAACAAAGACUGAGGGAUCUGGUGAUAUUCUCAAGGCAACGCCUCCUACUUCAACUCAAAUGGCCGGCCCUUCAACCGACAUGGAUACAACUUCAAGGAUUCCUCCCCUUCCAGUUGCUAUUCCAACUUUCUUGCCAUCUGAUAGUGAUCUCAAUCUGACACAAGCCUCCUAG
This is a messenger RNA of Lactuca sativa (garden lettuce), 372 nucleotides long. NCBI's taxonomy places the organism in Eukaryota, Viridiplantae, Streptophyta, Magnoliopsida, Asterales, Asteraceae. The record is from RefSeq and is a predicted model, not a curated record.